Molecule: messenger RNA, 3577 nt
Organism: Anguilla anguilla (European eel)
Lineage: Eukaryota; Metazoa; Chordata; Actinopteri; Anguilliformes; Anguillidae
Gene: cbfa2t3
Product: CBFA2/RUNX1 partner transcriptional co-repressor 3
Exons: 12
Coding region: 1580-3538 (652 amino acids)
Biological process (GO): negative regulation of DNA-templated transcription; DNA-templated transcription
Cellular component (GO): nucleus
Molecular function (GO): transcription corepressor activity
Source: RefSeq, a predicted model, not a curated record
UCGUGAAAUCAAAAUGAUCACUCAGUUACAUUCACUACGAUGUCACUCAUCUCUCUCUAUAUAUAGGCUAUCUGUCUCUCUACUUCGUAAGUAUUUGCGUGGGUGGAACAAGUAAACUCACUCUCGGCGUGGAGAAGCCAGCUUGAUUUGUGUUAGAGAGUAAACGAUGGAGUUUGUUCGUAGUGAAUUAGUAGUCAGUAACGUAGCGACACAGAGGAGCCAAUGAGGCUGUCACCUCGUGUGUCUGAGCUGUCGAGAGAGAGAGAGAGAGAGAGAGAGAGAGAGGGAGAGAGAGAGAGAGGUUCGGAGCGCUGGAAUACGCAUCUCCAGAUUGUUUUAAACGCACACAGAAGGCUGCAGAGCGGGUAGAGGAGAGAGGUUGCACACCAGACCCAACCGUCGGCUUUAUAAAAAUAACCAAAAGAAGAGAUGAGAACAAACAAAAGACAACACAUAUGAGCAACAACUCAAGGUAAACGCAAAGGUGCAUUCGAUGCCAUUUUUUGGCUAGAAUGGUAUACUUCAUUCGCAGCUGACUGUUGAAUGAGCAUUCGUUGUAGCCUGAAAAGUGGAUUGGUUGGCAAAGGCAACCCCGGACGCGUAGUCUAUAUUACUGAAUUGACCUUUUUUUUUAAAUCAAGCUCGAAAAUAUUGUCUUUUGGCGGGAAACCAUAUUUUUUUGUGGAUGUACAACGACUGAUUUUGUCUAGUUUGGACUGGUUUUUUAUUCAAGCUUCCCAAGUGAUGAGGUGCUGAACUGAUAUCAUCGGAGGACCGACCCAUACCAAAAUUAAUUGCGUUCGUUGACGUCGGAAGAAGCACCGCUGCAAUCGAUGUGGGAUCGUAGCUUUGGGUUCCUUGAUAAGACAAAGAAAAGGUAUUAAUUUUAUAUUUUAAAGUGACUUGGUCGGGGCGAGUCGCGGUUACAGUGAACGCGCUGUUACUAUAUUUCCUUCUGCCCUAAGCCGCGUGCUUUCCCCGUACACCCUUUUUUUUAGUCUUUCGGCGCCGCAGUAUAAUCUACGAAAAAUGAGGCACAAAGGAAAAGGUCAAACUUAAAAGAAGACAAAAACGAAGAUAAAAUUCAAGGAAAAUGUGUUGAUUCUUUUCAACAAAUUCAGCUGUCGUUUUUCAAUUUUAAAACCGGAAAAGGAAAGUAAACCAAAGACUGAUUUAUUCCCGUGGAACCAUCUCAAAAAGUUCUGGCUUUCCGAGACAAAAGCAUCUCCCAGUCAUUUAGCUGGGAAGUGAAUUACCUCAUAAUUUAUUUUAUCGAAGUCAAGUCAACAUCGCUUUAAAUCCAAAGGAGACAAGUAUUUUUUCUCUCACUGUUAUACUGUGCAAAGUUUCGAACUGCGAAAGGAGUUUUCUUUUUUAUCUACAGAAAAAGAGCAGAGCUAGCACCUUUAAAUGGUGUUCAAUAAUUCUUGAGGCUUUAUCCUUUUUUUCCUCCUCCAAAUAUUUAGGAUUGGGGUAUUGUGAUCGCCGUUUUGUUGUUUUUAUGUGGAUUAUCGUUGCUGCAGUUACCUCAGACUGACCUCGACCUUCACAAAGUAGCACAGAACAGAAGGUUGGAACAAUGCCAGAUUCACCUGCUGAUGUCAAAACCCAGCCCAGAUCGACUCCGCCCACCAUGCCGCCUCCUCCCCCCGCUGUCAGCCAGGCAGCCAAUCGCAGCGCUUCAUUCACGCCCACCACCAUGCUGAACGGGACCAGCCACUCGCCCACGGCGCUCAAUGGGGCGCCGUCCACGCCCAACGGCUUCAGCAACGGGCCGGCCAUGUCGUCCACGGCCUCGCUGCCCACCCAGCAGCUGCCCCCGGCCUGCGGCGCGCGCCAGCUCUGCAAGCUCAAGCGCUUCCUCACCACGCUGCAGCAGUUCGGCAACGACAUCUCGCCCGAGAUCGGGGAGCGCGUCCGCACCCUGGUGCUGGGCCUGGUGAAUUCCACUCUGACGAUUGAGGAGUUCCAUUCGAAGCUGCAGGAGGCCACAAACUUCCCCCUGAGGCCCUUCGUCAUCCCCUUCCUCAAGGCGAACCUGCCCCUCCUGCAGAGGGAGCUCCUGCACUGUGCCCGGAUGGCCAAGCAGACUCCGGCGCAGUACCUGGCCCAGCACGAGCAGCUGCUGCUGGACGCCAACGCCAGCUCGCCCCUGGACUCCUCCGAGAUCCUGCUGGAGAUCAGCGAGCACGGCAAGAGGAGGACCCCCGACAGAACCAAAGACAGCAGCGCUGCAGACAGGGAGCCCAUGCACCUGGAGCACCAGCCCAAACGGCCGUGCACGGUGAGCCCCAGCCAGCGCUACAGCCCCGGCAACGGGCUGCCCCCCGCCCACCCCCACCCGCCCCCCAACGGUCACCCCGCGCACCCCCCGAACGGCCUGGCGCACGCCAGCCCCGCCGGCCCGCAGCACUACCGCCUGGAGGACAUGGCCCUGGCGCACCACUACCGGGACGCCUACCGCCACGCCGAGCACCGCGAGGGCCGGGACAGGCACCGGCAGGCAGCUGUGCACGGAGCGAGGCAGGAAGAAGUCAUCGAUCACCGGCUGACGGAUCGAGAGUGGGCGGAGGAGUGGAAGCACCUCGAUAACUUACUGAACUGCAUCAUGGACAUGGUGGAGAAGACGCGGCGGUCUCUGACCGUGCUGCGUCGCUGCCAGGAGGCCGACCGCGAGGAGAUGAGCCACUGGGUCCGCCGCUACAGCGACGUGGAGGAUAUGAAAAAAGGUGGGAGCUCUGCCCAGCGCCCUCCUCCUCCUCCUCCUCUUCCUCAUCCUCCUCCUCACAACUCCUCCACCGCCAACACUACCAUCAGCAGGGAGGCACAAGCGCUAGAGAUUCACCGGGACUUUUUGCACAGGCCGUCGUCCGGAUACCUGCCCGAUGAGAUCUGGAGGAAAGCCGGUCCGACAAGCGUCCCGCUCUCCCCAGCACUAAAGCAACUCCAGAGCAAACAGGAGGAGGCGGUGAACGAGGUGAAGAGGCAGGCCCUGUCGGAGCUGCAGAAGGCCGUGUCCGACGCCGAGCGCAAGGCGCACGAGAUGAUCUCGGCCGAGCGGUCCAAGAUGGAGCGGGCGCUGGCCGAGGCCAAGAGGCAGGCCUCGGAGGACGCGCUGACCGUCAUCAACCAGCAGGAGGACUCCAGUGAGAGCUGCUGGAACUGCGGCCGCAAGGCCAGCGAGACGUGCAGCGGCUGCAACGCGGCGCGCUACUGCGGCUCCUUCUGCCAGCACAAGGACUGGGAGAAGCACCACCACGCGUGCGGCCAGGGCCUGCAGGGGAGGCCAGGGGGCUCCGGGGUCCCCCAGGGAACGCCCUCCUCCUCCUCCUCCAUCUCCGCGGCGGCGCCCCCCACGCAUUCGGGGGGAGCCCCCCCGGCCUCGCUGUCCCUGUCCCUGUCCCUGCCGGGCCAGGCCGGCGGCGGGGGCUCGGCGGGGGCCAGCGUUUCGGGCAGCCCCAAGGAAGCCGGUUCUAGCAGCGCCUCCAGAUCCACGACCCCGGCCACGCCCGCCCUGCUGGACAGCGCCUCCCGCUGACAUCACACCCCGCCCCCCCCACCCCCCCCCUCUCCACAG